AUGCCGAGCGUGUUAUCACGAAGGCGGCCGGUUACAGGGGUCGUAACGGUUCUUCUCAUCUUGGGGGUAUUCUCAUUUCUUCGAAUAUCUGGCGGCGACGUCACUCCUAUUGCCAAACAGCCAGCAUCUCCCGGGUCUUCAACGGCCCUGCAAGAACAGUUGAAACCAUGGAACGAAGACGACCGAAUAGGCGACCUCUCCCACCCACGAGCGAUCCCCGAUACUGCCAUACACCCGGUCGAGUACCUCACCAAAAAUGCGCGGCAAGAAUUUGAUCAGGUCCUGGGGAAACAAUCAAAGACUUUGGAGGAGGCAGUCAAGGAGUAUCGCAGGCGAUAUGGACUUCCGCCACCUCCUCAUUUCGACAAGUGGUUCGAGUUUUCUCAAAAGAAUGACGUUCAGCUAAUUGACGAAUUCGACACGAUCCACGAUCUGAUCACACCGUUCUGGGGUAUGAAGCCAAAGACGAUCCGGAGUCGAGCAAGAGAGGCACUCGGACACCCUAAUGGUCUGAUUGGUAUUGCCAUUCGGAAGCACAAAGUUGCCUUUGUGGAAAAUCCCAACGGCGCGGAGUGGCAGCAGCUUGCGACGGUUGGCAUGCUCGAAAAGUUCAUUCAGUACUUACCGGAUAUGGAUCUUGCCUUCAAUAUACAUGACGAGUCACGAGUGGUGCUUCAGCACGAUGACCUUGCUCGGCUAGUUCGCAAAGCAAAGGAGGAGAACAUGCCGGCUUCCAACGCGAAUUCGCAGCCAAUUAACGCUUUUGCGGCAGUUGUCCCAGAUUUGGGCAAAGGCAUGCGGUUUGAUGAGGUUAAGCAGACUCGCUUUCGAUCGGCCGCCCACCAACCGACGUGGACGACUUCAAGGAUGUCCUGUCCACCCGACAGCGCUGCUCGGGCGCUAGAAGACGACGAGGUGGGAGAUAACGCUAGCAAAUACGCCCUAACGGAAGCCGGUUUUAUCUAUAACACGACUGCCAUGAUGGACAUCUGCUUAAGCCCAUCACUUAGCAAGUCCUUUGGGUUCUUUGAGCGGCCAAAUGGAUAUGUCGUGGCGCAUGAUUUAUUCCCAAUUUUUUCACAGUCCAAGAUUUCUUCCUACAGCGAUAUCAUCUACCCUUCGCCAUGGUAUUGGUAUGAGAAGGUGGUCUAUAAUGAAACUAGAGACUUUUCUUGGGCAGAGAAACAAGACCAACUGUACUGGCGAGGUUCCACUACAGGCGGGUUUAGCCGUGACGGUGGCUGGAGGCGCCAGCAUCGUCAACAUCUGGUUCAAAAGAUCAAUAACGAGCCGCACGCCAAAGUCGUCACCAAUAAGGGUGACUCUAGCCAGCCAAAAUGGGACGUGAGUGAUACCAAACGCGGCGACUACCAGAAACUCGUCAACGUGCGUUUUUCACAUGUGGGCCAAUGCGACCCUGUCGACUGCGAGGCACAGAUCAAAUUUUUUGAGGUCAAGGACAUGGUUGACAUGCAAGAUGCAUGGAACUACAAGUUUCUUCUCGAUAUGGACGGCAAUGCAUUCAGCGGGCGCUUUUACGCCUUCCUGCAGAGUCGUAGCCAGGUAUUCAAGCAGGCCUUGUUCCAGGAGUGGCAUAAGGAGUGGCUGAAGCCUUGGCUUCAUUAUGUACCCAUGAGCAUGCGGGGUGACGACUGGCUUGAGCUUGUGCGGUAUUACACCGGUUCUAGUGCCAAGGGUGAGGAUAUGGCGAAGAAGAGUGCGGAAUGGGCUGGCAAAGCCUUGAGAAAGGUAGAUUUGGAGGCGUGGUUCUUUCGGUUACUUCUCGAGUAA
Molecule: messenger RNA, 1791 nt
Organism: Pochonia chlamydosporia 170
Lineage: Eukaryota; Fungi; Ascomycota; Sordariomycetes; Hypocreales; Clavicipitaceae
Product: capsule-associated protein CAP1
Exons: 1
Coding region: 1-1791 (596 amino acids)
Source: RefSeq, a predicted model, not a curated record